CUCCAUUUCGCUUACUAAAAAAUAAAUGAAGGGCUUCGUGUUGCCGUUGUUGGGCCUCCCCUCGUUCUCGCGCUGUGGUUUGGACGACCCUUUGGUUUCCCACAACGACUUGUUAGCUGCUGUCGAGGCUUAAACGUGCUUGCAAGAAUUGUCAAUCUACACUACUACACGAAGUAAACAACAAACAAGCAAUCAUGAAGGAACUAGCCGGAUACUUGCUCUUGAAAUUGGGAGGAAAAGACAGUCCCUCCAAGGAUGAAAUCACCGCCGCCUUGUCAUCGGUGGGAGUCACCGCCGAUGGCGACCUGCUCGACAAACUCUUGGGUGAAUUGGAAGGAAAGGAUCUAGGGGAAUUGUUGGAAGCUGGAAAGGAACAGUUGGCACAGUUUGGUGGAGGUGGCGGCGGCGGCGGAGGAGGCGGCGGCGGCGGAGGUGGCGGUGGUGAAGCCGCAGAAGAAGAAAAGGAAGAAGUCGAAGAGGAAGAAGCUGAUAUGGGUGGUGGUAUGGACAUGUUCGGAGGAGGUGACGAGGGCGGCGGUGAUUAUUAAACAAUCUACCGAUCCUUCUACUGUACCUACUCUUACUAUUCGACAACACUAGUACAAUGCUCGCUAAAGUUGGCUCUACUUGGUGCAUCCAGCAGAUUUAUUUGUUGGCUGUCUACUAGCUAGCUAGAUAGAAAGAGACUAUAGUAACCAACAGCGUUAUCGGCAUG
Molecule: messenger RNA, 715 nt
Organism: Seminavis robusta
Lineage: Eukaryota; Bacillariophyta; Bacillariophyceae; Naviculales; Naviculaceae
Source: the annotation of a GenBank genome assembly